Messenger RNA from Trichoderma virens Gv29-8, 1101 nucleotides. RefSeq lists its product as uncharacterized. NCBI's taxonomy places the organism in Eukaryota, Fungi, Ascomycota, Sordariomycetes, Hypocreales, Hypocreaceae. The annotation marks the transcript as partial. The transcript has 2 exons. The record is from RefSeq and is a predicted model, not a curated record.
AUGCCAGAUUUGAACUCGGUGCCUCCCUCUCCUCACGUCCUGGCCAGCGGCACACCUUCUCGUCGUCAGUCGGCCAACCUGCAGUCCGCAUCGUCGCCGCCAUCUGCGUCCGUCAACAUCCUGCCUUCCAACCAGGCCGCCGUCAACCAGCACGUUCCCUCGCAGGCUCUCCCGUCUCCCGGGUUUCCCUCACCUCAGUCGCCCAUGGGCUCAUCCGAUGCUGCAGUCGGGCCAGGCCCGGGCCCUCUGCGCCACCCGAGGCCGCUGACGGCUUCUGAGCUUCAUAUGCAGCUGGAAAAGGAGCAGGAGGCAGUGGUAAAUCGUCUGACCCGCGAGCUCUCGAUGCUUCGGGCCGCCCACAAUGCGUCGGUCGUUUCAAACGCCUCGUCGACGUCGAAUGCUACUUCUUCCCACGACCCCAUAGUCGAGUCGUCGCUCUUGUCUGGCUCCGGAUUCUCGAUUCCUACUUCUCGCCGCCACCACAGAACCUCGUCUUCUACGUCCCAGACUUUCCCCAACUUUGCCUCGUCGUACGAAGCUCGAGCUCGAACAUCCCAUCCCGCAUCGCUGUCACGGCAGAAUAGCAGUGCAUCUCGCAGAAGUCAGACGGGAUCGCCCGCGCCAACUAGCUCUAUAGACCCCUCGACCUAUUUCCAUCAGCAGAGGAACCCUGCCGCUGCUAACUCCGUCAUGAUGAGCUCUGUGGUAGCUACUCCUGGUAGCUCCGUUCUGGGUGACCAGAUGAGCCCUGGACUGAUGCCCGCAACGCUGCGGUACGAGGAAACGGCCUUUUAUCGGCAAGAAUUGGACAAUGCAAAGAAGGAAAACGAGGCCCUCAAGAGGCGUAUCCGAGAGCUGGAGAGGCUCGUCCGAGAGAGACGGUCGAGUGAUGCCAGCAGGAACAGGAGCGACAGCGCGAGCACCACAGCAAGUGCAAGUGUUGCGCCGGGUGGUGGCGUUAGUAUCGCAGGCCCUCGAGAGAGCAUCUAUGGUCAUGGCCGAGAUCGCGAGCGGGCCAGGCAAAGCACCACAAGCUUAGCCGGCGGAGUAAGCAUUGGUGUUCCUGAUGAGGAGGUAAAAGUAGGCGAGAGCGCCGCAAGU